ACGAGAUUUAUUGCUCAAACUUUACUGCUUCAGGAGGGGAUUUUACUUGCCUCCUUGAAACUAGUCAAUUAUCACUGAGGGUGCUAGGUGAUAAUUUGUCAAGAUGGUGAACAUCACGGAGAAGAUCAAGGAGAUUGAGGACGAGAUGAGGAAGACCCAGAAGAACAAGGCCACUGAGUAUCAUCUGGGUCUUCUCAAGGGAAAGCUUGCCCGUCUCCGAGCCCAACUCCUCGAACCUGGCCCAGGAGCUGGAGGCGGCGGAGGUUCCGGCUUCGAUGUCAGCAAGAGCGGAGAUGCACGAAUUGCCCUGGUCGGGUUUCCCUCCGUGGGCAAGUCGACGUUCUUAUCCAAAGUCACCAAGACGAGAUCCGAAGUCGCAUCCUACGCCUUCACCACACUUACGGCCAUUCCGGGUGUGCUGGAAUAUGGCGGUGCCGAGAUCCAGCUUCUCGAUCUACCCGGUAUCAUCGAGGGUGCCGCCGAGGGCAAGGGUCGAGGUAGACAAGUCAUCUCUGCAGCCAAGACGAGCGACAUGAUUCUCAUGAUACUGGACGCCACCAAACGCGCCGAACAACGGGCGCUCCUUGAAGCCGAAUUGGAAUCUGUUGGCAUUCGUCUGAAUCGCGAGCCGCCGAACAUCUACCUCAAAGCCAAAAAGGCCGGCGGGAUGAAAAUCACCUUCCAAUCGCCGCCGAAGCAGCUCGACGAAAAGAUGGUCUUCAACAUCCUGCGUGACUACAAGCUGCUAAAUUGCGAGGUGCUGAUCCGUGACGACAACGCCACAGUAGACGAUUUGAUCGACGUGAUCAUGAAAGACCACCGCAAGUACAUCAAGUGUCUGUACGUGUACAACAAGAUCGACUCGGUCUCGAUCGAGUUUCUGGACCAACUGGCACGGGAGCCCUACACGGCCGUCAUGAGUUGCGAGCUCGACCUAGGUGUCCAGGAUGUCGUGGAUCGGUGCUGGAAGGAGCUCAACCUGAUCCGCAUCUACACGAAGCGCAAAGGUGUGGAUCCUGACUUCAGCGAGGCGCUCAUCGUGCGGAGCAAUAGCACCAUUGAGGACGUCUGCGACAAGAUUCACCGCACGCUCAAGGAGACCUUCAAGUACGCCUACGUCUGGGGCGCGAGCGCGAGACAUGUGCCGCAGAGAGUGGGGUUGAGUCAUCCGGUGGCGGACGAAGACGUGGUUUAUAUCGUGACCGCCUGGAAGGCAUAAGUUGUAUUCUGAUUCACUGGGGGUGGGAAGGGUGAAGGGUUGUGGAGGCGAGAUCCGGGGUAGUCGAGGGGGGAAAUGGUUGCUGAUACUCGGUGAUGGUCAUGCCCAAGAAAUCAUGUUAUCCCCUAGGGGUAUGAAGAUAUACAGCUGGCCAACAAAACUGAUAUAUACAUUAAGGCCUGAAAGAGUGAGCUUCAGCCCAAAGCAAGGAAACAGAACAGAAGAACCCCG
Sodiomyces alkalinus F11 is the source of this 1450-nucleotide messenger RNA. Its product is annotated as putative GTP-binding protein. Gene Ontology annotation, molecular function: GTP binding; GTPase activity. Gene Ontology annotation, cellular component: cytoplasm. Lineage: Eukaryota; Fungi; Ascomycota; Sordariomycetes; Glomerellales; Plectosphaerellaceae. The transcript has 6 exons. Bases 104 to 1219 code for a protein of 371 amino acids. Gene Ontology annotation, biological process: cytoplasmic translation. The record is from RefSeq and is a predicted model, not a curated record.